Molecule: messenger RNA, 2823 nt
Organism: Phyllopteryx taeniolatus (common seadragon)
Lineage: Eukaryota; Metazoa; Chordata; Actinopteri; Syngnathiformes; Syngnathidae
Gene: dcp2
Product: decapping mRNA 2
Exons: 11
Coding region: 197-1411 (404 amino acids)
Biological process (GO): nuclear-transcribed mRNA catabolic process, nonsense-mediated decay; deadenylation-dependent decapping of nuclear-transcribed mRNA
Cellular component (GO): P-body; cytoplasm
Molecular function (GO): manganese ion binding; RNA binding; 5'-(N(7)-methylguanosine 5'-triphospho)-[mRNA] hydrolase activity
Source: RefSeq, a predicted model, not a curated record
UGUACUUCCUGUUGUCGCAGCGUCCUCUGUACACGCUGUGGAGAAUUUCGGGGACGAUAUUUACAAGUUCUUAUGGACCGUGGCGCCAGAUUAGAGCUCUUUCAGUAAGAAGGAUGUAAUUGGAGACGCGUGGAUGUAGCUUGGCCCGCCUACCUGUGGCUUUUCUUGGAGUUCCUUUUACGCGAGACGAGUCUCAAUGUUUUCGACCAAGAUGGAAACAAAAAGAAUCGAGAUUCCCUCUGGUAUACUGGACGACCUCUGCAGUCGAUUCAUCCUACACAUUCCCAGUGAGGAAAGGGACAACGCUAUCCGGGUGUGCUUUCAGAUUGAGUUGGCACACUGGUUUUACCUGGACUUCUGCAUCCCAAACACACCGGCUGCUCCUCACUGUGGGAUAAGAGACUUUGCCAAAGCUGUUUUCCUACACUGUCCAUUCCUGUUGUCCCAUGGAGAGGAUGUGCAGAAAGUCCUUGAACAGUGGAAGGAGUAUAAGAUGGGUGUUCCUACAUAUGGAGCAAUCAUUCUUGAUGAGUCAUUAGAAAGUGUUCUGCUUGUUCAGGGCUACCUUGCCAAGUCAGGCUGGGGCUUUCCCAAAGGGAAAGUGAAUGAGGAUGAAGCGCCUCAUGAUUGCGCCGUUCGUGAAGUGUUAGAGGAAACAGGCUUUGACAUAAAAAAUCGUAUCGGCAAAGAUAUGUACAUAGAGCAGAAAAUCACUGACCAACUUGUACGGCUCUAUAUCAUACCAGGAGUAUCCAAGGAUACAAAGUUUAAUCCCAAAACUAGAAAGGAAAUCAGGAAUAUUGAGUGGUUCUCGAUUGAGAAGCUGCCAUGUCACAGGAACGACAUGACGCCAAAGUCUAAACUUGGACUUGCCCCCAAUAGGUUUUUUAUGGCCAUUCCAUUCAUAAGGCCGCUAAAGGAAUGGAUCAGCAGGCUGAGAGGUGAGCCUCCAGAUAGCGAUGAAGACUUUGCAAGCAAUGUCACCACUCCAGGCAAAACCUCAGACAAUGCACGGUCAAAAUCCCGGCGCCUCGCUGGUAUUGAAGUAUUUCCUGGAGAUGGUUAUACCAAAAACAAGCAACAUAAGGAGCUGAGUCAGUAUGAGAGCCAACACUUAAAAGGCAAUGGGAAGAAAUGUCAAGAUUCAUCUUAUCUAAAGAAAGGAACCAAUGAAAAUGGAUUCAGCAACCAGCAGAUAAAGUCAUUUCAUUUACUAUUCCUGCAGAAAGAAGAUAAACGGCUUCAUCCCAGAAGAAUACAAGACAGAUUUGAGACGGAUGGGCCACCAUGCAGCUCUCGCGACGGUCAACAGGCUGCCCACCAAGCGGACUUGGAGGACCUCCUGUCGUCCAAAUCCUUCCUCAGUUUUAAAUUUGACAAAGAUGCCAUCAUGAGAUGCUUUGACUUCUGACGUGGCGGACAAAGUGAUAACAGUAGGCCUUUCCUGCGACAUGAUCCGACUAUGGCCUCUCAGAAAGUCCUUUACCCUGGCAGCACGCAGAGAAUGUGCCCUUCAUAUUUGUUUCCGGUCAGUUUCACAUGGCGUCAUAUUUAGUGUACGGAAAUUUUUCCUCCAUCAACCGUCACUGGGGUCCGGACUUCAGUGCCGGACAUUUCUGAGGACAGCGGUGUGUCGAAUCUGCCAUGAAAUUAUUGUUCAGCUAUUAUUGUUUUAUUCAUAGGUAAAUCCACUUUAUCCCACGCCUCUAAUCAAGUUUCAGAAUACUUGUUAUAAAGUUUGUUAUUGGCCUUCCUACCAAAUAUGGAAAGAUUUUAUCAAGUAACAUCGAAUGUGAUGUAUUUUAGUGAAAACGGAGUGCAGUUCGUCUUAUUCAGAAAGUUGUAUCAAACCAAUAUGUUGUUGUAUAGAGGCUCCUGGUUAACCAUUAUUAAAAUGAAUGAACAAUAAGAAUGCAAUAAGAACAGUUUUAAAGUCACAGUAAAUGAUCUGUGUCCUGAAUUAGUCACCAAAUUUUGAUCUCACCUGCAAGGUUUGCUGAGACAAAUUACGGGAUCAUUUUAUUUCGAAUUUUGGAGGCCACUUGACAUUUUUCACCAUAUUUCUCAAUGAUGCUGCCACCCAAAAGAUAUUUUUUAAUAAAAUGUAUUGAUUUUAUAAACUGUAGCCGCACACCUCUCUAUCAUCUGACUGAAAUGUGUACCGCUGUGUACUUAUUUGGCUGGAAUUUUAUGGCUGUACUAUGCUGCCAACCAAAGGCUUCCAAUAUGUAAAACCUGUGCUGUUGCAGUCUGUUAGUUGGGUUUAAAAAAAUAAAAAUAAAAUAAAAGAUUGCCACAAUCAACCCCGACAUUCGCUGGGUUAGACUAACUUCCUAAAACGUAUACCUCUUGCAUUAAAACCACAAUUAUUUCCCUUCUUGUACGCUGUAACUAAGUAGGCACUUUUUUUUUUUUUUUAAGAUAUACUAUCUUGCCCAAAGUAUUCGCUCACCUGCCUUGACUGACAUUAUUUUAAGUGAUGUCACAAAUAGGCUUCUAGGAAAAAAAUUGUCUUAAAUUCCAAUAAACACAUUCCCGGUGUCAUAUUAAUCCCCAUGGAGUAAGAAUGGGAUGUCACUAAAAUAAUCAUCUUGAAUCAAGGGAGGUGAGCGAAUACUUUUGGCAAAGUAGUGUAUGUUAUACAUUCAUGUGAAAUGAUUGUGUUUGACCGUGAGAUGCGUAAUCUCAUAGAAUGUUUGUUACUGUGUUGAUGAAUAUUUUUUGUGCACAUGGUGAUAGGUUCAGCCACGGUUGCCCGUGAGCUUCAUGAAGUGGUUUGAGUUCACAAAUGUGAACUGUUAAUAAAGUCAGAUUUUUUUUCCA